This is a messenger RNA of Onychomys torridus (southern grasshopper mouse), 4014 nucleotides long. It is a transcript of the gene Ptprj, whose product is annotated as protein tyrosine phosphatase receptor type J. The record is from RefSeq and is a predicted model, not a curated record. The transcript is spliced from 24 exons. Bases 1 to 3675 code for a protein of 1224 amino acids. Lineage: Eukaryota; Metazoa; Chordata; Mammalia; Rodentia; Cricetidae. Gene Ontology annotation, biological process: protein dephosphorylation. Gene Ontology annotation, molecular function: protein binding; protein tyrosine phosphatase activity.
AUGUCCGCUGAGGAGGGAGGGACCACCCUGGUGGAGAACUGUGUUCUCUAUAAUUGUUCCGAAGUCCCGGUCUUGUGCGCAGGUGCCGCAACAAACUCUGUAUAUGACAUUGAAACUGUUUCCAGCCCAACCAGCGUGGGAUCGACAUGGAAGCACAAUGAUUCAGCUGCUUCAGAUACUCUGAACACAAUAGAGAAUAAGGAAGAGAAUCUGGUGUCUACUACUGAUGAAAAUGAAACAUCAUAUAACAUCAGAGGCUUAAGUCCAACUACUUCAUAUAUGUUCUCUGUCACUCCAGUGACAGCCAGUCAACCCUUGGGAGUCCCCAUGGACAAAGCUGUCACAAAACCUUGGCCAGUGUCUGAUCUCCGAGUUGCCUUCAUGGGUGUGACGCAAGCUAGUCUCGUCUGGAGUGAUGCAGAUGGCGCUGCCUCCUACCGGAUGCUUCUUGAAUCCGUCAGAGACUCCUUCAAUUUUUCAGACCUGAAGCCGGGCACCCAUAAUACCUGGCAUGUCCCAGAAUCAAGUGAGACACAGAAUGACUUAGGAGCUGCAGAAGCUACCAACGUCACCGUGAGAAGCCCAGUGGUGUCCCAACCACUUGACCCUGCAGACCUACCCUCCGUUCAGGGUCCCUCCCUCACAGAGGUCAUGCUCACUGGGUUAAAGCCUGGUACUAACUACACAGCCACCGUUUAUUCUCGGGCAGCAGAUGGGACAGAAGCACAGCCUGGGAACCAAGUAGUGUUCAUAACAAAUUCCAGCCAGGUUUUUGACAUCAGAGCUGUGAACAUCAGUGCCACAAAUAUGACCCUGACCUGGAAGAGCAAGUAUAAUGGGUCAUCUUUACCCUACACCUACAUGAUCCAUGUGGCUGGAGGGACUGAUUCCACCAACCAAACUGUCAAUGAGACUGAGGCCCUCAUCCUUGGACUCAGCUCAAGCACCUUGUACAGCAUCACAGUACGUCCUUUCCUGGAUCACACUGAGGGCACACCAGGCUUCCUCCAAGUGUAUACUUCCCCUGGUCCAGUUUCUGACUUCCAAGUGACAAAUGUCAGCAUAAGGGAAAUUGGUUUGUCUUGGAGAAGCAGUGACUCAGAAUCCUUUAAGAUUCUCACCAUGCAGGAGGGAGGUGAGAUGAUUCGAAAUGAUACAACCAGAAUGCAGACCACCAUCAUUAAAAACUUAAAGCCUGCAACCAGUUAUCAUUUUGAAAUAUUUCCAAGAGGACCAGAUGGGACUGAAGGGCCAUCCAGAACAGUCCAUGGUAGAACUGACCACAGUGCUGUGAUUGGCAUCCACGUGGUCAAUGUCACUACCAAUGAAAUGCAGCUAGAGUGGCAGAAUACGGACAGUGCUCCUGGAUAUAAAUACCAUGUAGUUCUAGAGCCUGAAUGUGGCCCCAACAAGACCACCACUUCUCAGAAGUCGAUCACAUUAAAGGGCCUCACCCCAGGCACCUUAUAUAAUGUCACAAUCUCUCCAGAACUGGACCAUGUCCAGGGUGACUCCAGCUCCAUUGCCCAGUACACAGCACCCAGCAGUGUGUCUGACAUCGAAGUAAACACCAGUACCACCGUGGCAGCCAUCUGGUGGAGGAGUUCGGACGCAGCCUCUCCGAAGUAUUCCUACCACCUUAUCUUGAAGGCUGGAGAUGGAAGCUAUGUAAUCAAGAACAUCACAGUCACUGGGAUAACUUUUUUGAGGGUCCCUGACUUAAUCCCUGGCUCUUCUUACACAGUGGAGAUCUUUGCAAUAGUUGGGAAUGCUACAUCGUCACUGGUAGCUGGCUGGAAGUCAUUCUGUAUGGAACCUGCACCAGUGGCCUUCUUCCACUGUGAGGUGGUCCCCAAGGAGCCAAUUCUGGUUCUGAAGUGGGACUGCCCCCCUGGCAUGAAUUCAGGCUUUGAGCUAGGGGUCAGGAGUGACAGUUGGCACAAUACAACACACCUGGAAGACUGCUCUUCAGACAAUGACACAGAACGCAGGACAGAAAUCACAUAUUUGAAAUUUUCUACCUCGUACAACAUCAGCCUGGUCACCUUGUCGUGUGGAAAGAUGGCACCCCCCGCCCAGAAUACCUGCACCACUGGCAUCACAGACCCACCGCCUCCAGAUGGAUCCCCUAAUAUUACAUCUGUCAGUCACAAUUCAGUAAAGGUUAAGUUCAGUGGCUUUGAAGCCAGCCAUGGACCUAUCAAAGCCUAUGCCGUCCUUCUCACCACUGGGGAAGCCGUCGAGCCUUCUGCAGAUGAUUUGAAGUACACAUACGAAGAUUUCAAAAAGGGGGCCUCAGAUACUUAUGUGACAUACCUCAUAAGAAUAGAAGAGAAGGGACGCUCUCUGGGCUUGUCUGAAGUCUUGAAAUAUGAAAUUGAUGUGGGGAACCAAUCCACCACCCUCGGCUAUUACAACGGGAGGCUGGAGCCGCUGGGCUCCUACCGGGUGUGUGUUGCUGGCUUCACCAAUAUUACCUAUAACCGUCGGAAUGAUGGACUCAUCAAUGGAGACGAGAGCUAUGUGUCUUUCAGUCCUUACUCGGAGGCCGUGUUCUUGCCUCAGGAUCCAGGCGUCAUCUGUGGAGCCGUGUUUGGAUGUAUCUUUGGUGCCCUGGCCAUUGUUGCUGUGGGAGGCUUCAUCUUCUGGAGAAAGAAAAGGAAAGAUGCCAAGAACAAUGAAGUGUCGUUUUCUCAAAUUAAACCUAAAAAGUCCAAGUUAAUCCGAGUGGAGAAUUUUGAGGCCUACUUUAAGAAACAGCAAGCUGACUCCAACUGUGGGUUUGCAGAGGAAUACGAGGAUCUGAAGCUGAUUGGAAUAAGUCUGCCUAAAUAUACAGCUGAAGUAGCUGAGAACAGAGGGAAGAAUCGCUAUAACAAUGUCCUGCCUUAUGAUAUUUCUCGAGUCAAACUUUCAGUCCAGACCCAUCCGACGGACGACUACAUCAAUGCCAACUAUAUGCCCGGCUACCAUUCCAAGAAAGAUUUCAUUGCCACACAAGGACCUCUACCCAACACUUUGAAGGAUUUUUGGCGUAUGGUUUGGGAGAAAAACAUAUAUGCCAUUGUUAUGCUGACCAAAUGUGUGGAACAGGGAAGGACCAAAUGUGAGGAGUACUGGCCUUCCAAGCAGGCUCAGGACUACGGAGACAUAACUGUGGCAAUGACCUCAGAAGUGGUUCUUCCAGAGUGGACCGUCAGAGAUUUUGUGGUGAAAAAUGUGCGGACAAGUGAGAGCCAUCCUCUGCGGCAGUUCCAUUUCACCUCCUGGCCUGACCACGGCGUUCCUGACACCACUGACCUGCUCAUCAACUUUCGCUACCUGGUCCGAGACUACAUGAAGCAGAUUCCCCCUGAAUCACCAAUCCUGGUGCACUGCAGUGCUGGGGUCGGAAGGACGGGCACUUUCAUUGCUAUCGACCGUCUGAUCUAUCAGAUAGAGAAUGAGAACACCGUGGAUGUGUACGGUAUUGUCUAUGAUCUCCGGAUGCACAGGCCUCUGAUGGUACAGACAGAGGACCAGUAUGUUUUCCUCAAUCAGUGUGUUUUGGAUAUUAUCAGAGCUCAGAAAGACUCAAAAGUUGAUCUCAUCUAUCAGAACACAACCGCAAUGACAAUCUAUGAAAACCUCGAGCCUGUGAGCGUGUUUGGAAAGACUAAUGGUUACAUCGCCUAGUCCCAAAGCCAACCCUUUCUGAAGCUAACCAGACCGUCACACCCACAGUGAAGGAGAAUGCCCUGAUUUGGACAUGUUUUUAUAUGUCUCAUUUCUCAGUUCUUUGUUCUGUUCUGUUAGAACUGCCUUGGAGGGCAUGAGGCUGUGCGUGUAAAACAUGGCAGACAGGGAGUUGGGGUUGUCAGGGGCUGUGGACAGGUGGUGUAUAAAUCAGCUGCAUUCCUGAUUACCAAUGGGAUGGGGUCGCUUUUUUUCCCCUUGAAAAUUGUGGAAAACCAGGAAAAGUGAGCUAUGAUUUAUUUUUCUUUUCCAAACUCUGGUUUGUUCUCUCUCUCUCUC